ACAUUGAACGCGAACGCCCCCGUUUAUUGCGAGUUGGCCAUCGAUCGGGUGCGCUCAAACCCCGUUUUCAGGCAACACGACUUCACCUUUUUUCAUCUAUGUGUUUUGUGUUUUAUCGAUCGAACAAAUAAACGUGAAACUUGGUACUUCCAAGAAUUAUACUGUUGCGAGACGGCAGUCUCGACAAAGUACUCUAACCGGCGCUCCCCCACCGACCACAGUUACCGGGCCAACGCACAUACUGGUGGUCGAACGUAACCACCUCGCUGUCGGUGCAGUGCUGUUUGGAACCAAAGCUCGCAGCAGCAGUAAGGCGACGCGUCAGCCUCAGCCAUGGUGAAGCACACGACCGAUACCAAUGGCAUCGGGUACGAGUGGGAGUACGCCAAAGUUAAGGACGACCGAACGAUAUGGCAGAAGAUCGUCAUGGGCAUCUACAACCCUAACACGCACGAAGUACUAGGACGUUCUUUAAGAAGCUGGGGUGGUAUCUUAUUAUUCUAUUUAGUAUUUUAUUCUUCCUUGGCUGUAUUAUUUGGAAUUUGUUUAAAACUACUAUUGUCUACCCUUGACGAACGUACACCUCACUUCACUCUUUCAAAUUCAAUAAUCGGCACCAACCCUGGCCUCGGAUUUCGCCCAAGGUCUCGUAACGUCGAAGAUGGUUCACUUAUUUAUUACGAAGCCAAAAAUUCGACUAACGUUGACACCUGGGUUAAUUCUUUGGACGAUUUUUUAGCCGUGUACAAAAAUAAAACCCUAUUGCCAGACGGAGGAAGCAAUCAACAACAAGGAUGUAAUCACCACUUCUACCCAGAAAACGGAAAAGUAUGCGAUUUCAGAGUAGAUAUCAAUAUGGGAAACUGCACGUCCGAAAAGAAAUACGGAUAUCCUGAUGGUCAGCCAUGCGUUUUCAUUAAGCUCAACAAGAUUUUCGACUGGAAACCCGAAUUUUAUAACAUGUCAAAUCUUCCAGAUGGAAUGCCAAAAGAUCUUAAAAACACUAUUUCUAAUAAAUUAUUCAACGACCCCAAUGAGGUAAAUACCGUAUGGGUGAGUUGCGAAGGUGAAACGCCUUCCGAUAGGGAAAACAUUGGACCGAUUGAUUUACAUCCAGAAGGAUUCCCUGGCUACUAUUAUCCAUUCACUAACAAAAAAGACUAUCUCAGCCCUUUAAUAGCCGUACACUUCAAAAAGCCCAAAAAGCAUACACUCAUCAACGUCGAAUGUCGGGCCUGGGCCAGAAACAUUGUAUACAGACGUAGUCUGCAAAAUCGCGAAGGUUCAGUGCAUUUUGAGUUGAUGAUUGACUAAACGCUGACGUGCCUUUUUUAGUAUACCUAAAAAAACUUACAAACCGACAGCCUAUCAGUGCUACACCCGCAUGAUUAAGAAAUACUUUCAAUUAAAUAAAUCAACGCUUCGUUGUCAAUUUUUUUUUCGAUACUCAACAGAAAAUAGUUGCUGUAUAAUUGUGUAUUGUAGAAUUUGUUACAAAAACAAUGAAUUAUUUAUUAUUGUUGUUCCGUUGAUUAAGCAGUAAUGAUACAAUAUUACUUAAUUUGUUAGGUACGCCCAUUUUUUUACAUUACUUUGUAUAUGUAAGUUUUAGAUUAUUAAUUAUUUUAGAUUAUCAUAUCGUUUCGCGGUGAGAUAAAUUUAUAGAUUAUAAUUCAUGAUAAAAUAUAUCCAAGCUUGAGUACCUUAUGUACUUGCCGCAAUAACAUACUACGAUAAAGCGAUUUUUAUUAUUAAAAAAAUAUUGUUUUUUAUUUAUAAUAAAACGCUAAGAAAUUCGAUAAUUUUCACUGCCUUUCUUAUAAUUUAAUAAUACCUCGUUUUUUUUUCACUCAGUAAUUUUCCUAAGCAAAUUCGGAUUGCAUUUAAUACAAGGUAGGCAUCGUGUACGACAUUAUAUGUUUAAGCGACAGUUAUUAGCAUUUUUUUUAGUAAAUCCAGAUGAGUAUGUCUAUUCCAAGAUCCUGGAUCCGAUUAUUGGGAACGAAGAACUAAUUUUAAUAUAUCCAUAAUAAACUAUUAGUAAUAAUAAAAUCGAUAAAAACUUAAUAAAAUAAUUUUAGUUAGAUUAUUGAUUUGAAUAAUAUGUACGUUUUUAAGAACGUAUAAAAUAAUUUUUUUAACGUACUUAAUUUAAAAAUAAUAAACGCAAAUAUACAUUAUUGCAUACAUUCGUACGUUAGAUUUAACAUAUUAAUCAUUAUAUUAUUAUGAUGUUAUUGUUUGGAAUUUUAACAUGUUGACUAUGUUGCAAGCUAAAUAUUUAUAGCUUUGUAAUUAUUUAUGGUAAUUAUUAUUUAAUUCAAAUUUCCUAGACUAAGUCUGUGAAUUUGUGGUUUUAUGUUUUUAUAUAUUUAUGUUAAUAAAAUUUAAUAUGUUUAGUAAUAUGAAGAUCAAAUAUUUACGUGAAAAAAAAUACUAUACAUAGAAUAUAGAAAAUAUUUAUGGAUUUAAUUUUGAAUUUUUUAAUGGUGUAUAUUUAAAUAUCAGUUAAGUCAUUUUUAAUAAAUGACUAAACUAUUAUGUAAAUGUUAACUAUUGGUAGACUUUUUAUUUAAUAUUUAUUUAAUAAAACACAUUUAAGUUGGGACCCGACAGAAUAAAAUUUAGUCAUUUUAAAAAACUAAAGAUUAGUAUUGAUUGAUAUCUUACAAUGAUUAAAACACUGUCGCUAUACGCUUUUAUGCAUAUAUUUAACUAACUAUUAAACUUAUAACGUUUAUAUGAUAAAUUUAAUAGGAAUAAGUAUAGGUGAUAUCAAUUACUUACAAUAUCUUGUAACUGUUAAAUGGAUUUACAUAAGAAUAAAGAGUAUUUAUGUUGUUAUACUA
Daktulosphaira vitifoliae (grape phylloxera) is the source of this 2849-nucleotide messenger RNA. Its product is annotated as sodium/potassium-transporting ATPase subunit beta-2-like. Gene Ontology annotation, molecular function: ATPase activator activity. The transcript has 7 exons. Gene Ontology annotation, cellular component: sodium:potassium-exchanging ATPase complex. The record is from RefSeq and is a predicted model, not a curated record. Gene Ontology annotation, biological process: sodium ion export across plasma membrane; intracellular potassium ion homeostasis; potassium ion import across plasma membrane. NCBI's taxonomy places the organism in Eukaryota, Metazoa, Arthropoda, Insecta, Hemiptera, Phylloxeridae. Bases 334 to 1314 code for a protein of 326 amino acids.